GGUAAUACAAUAGAGGACGGCGUGAACGCGCGGGUAAGCAGCUCGUCCUGACACCGAGAAGAAGCGCAACACUGCUUUCAAUCAAUAAACUGGUGCGGUCUGGGCGGUGAUAUCAGUGUUGGAGACAAGAUGUCUACACGUAGGAUCACUCAGGAAACGUUCGAUGCUGCCGUCAGGGAGAACAUGGAGGAGUUUGACAUGGAGCCUGACGAGGCUUUGGGGGAAGCUGUGGAGCAGUUUGAGUCUCAAGGCGUGGAUCUCACCUGUAUAGUAAAAGCUAUACCAGCCGCAUCUUCCGAUGAUAAAGAAGAGGAGCAAACACAUGAGGUUUUACAGGCUUUGGAUUCCUUGAGACUGGGACAAGACUCUGACAGUAUCACGGAACACGUAACAGACAUCCAACGCUUCACAGAGCAGUGCUCACUUGGAUUUGCACAGCGUUACCUGGCAGCUCAAAAAGAUGCAUAUCCCCUCAUCCUCUCCUACUGCAAAAAGUGUGUGGAGGAUAAGGACACUGCACUGCCUGCUCUGCGUGCUCUGGCUGCACUGACUGACGGACAGCCAGACCUUUUGGAUGCCAAAGGUCAGCAGUUUCUCUUGGAUGUUCUCAAGAAGUACCAGGAAGACUCUUUGGUGAUGCGUGCAGCUGUUCUCGUUGUACGUCACUGCUGCCUUAAACAUGAACAGAACAGGCAGGAUUUAGUCAAAGGAGGAGUCCUGCCCCUGUUGACCACUGCUGUCAAACGACACGUUCAGUGUGCAGAGGUAGUAAAGGAGGUUUCUGCAGCUCUCAGAGUCAUGACAUUUGAUGAUGAUGUCAGGGCUACAUUUGGACAUGCUCACGAACACGCUAAGAUGAUCGUCCUUGAGAAUAAUGCGCUGAAAGUCCUGAUUGAAGCUGCAAAAGCUCACCAAACUAAUACUUCUGUCCUGAGUGAACUUUGUGCAACUUUGGCUCGCCUUGCUGUAAGGAAUGAGUUCUGUCAGGACAUUUGUGACCUGGGAGGAUUAAAGUUUAUGGUGACGUUGCUCUCAGAGAGCUACGAGACAGCGGAGUUGGUUCGUCAGGUCCUGAAUGCAAUACGAGCAGUGGCAGGAAAUGAUGAUGUAAAAGAUGCUGUAGUGAACGCCGGUGGAGUCCAGCUAAUUGUCAUUGCCAUGAACAGACACAUCAGUAACUCUGCUGUGUGUGCAGAGGGCUGUGCUUGCCUCUCGGUCCUUGCUUUGCGUAAACCCAACAACUGCAAAGUCAUCAUGGAGAACAGUGGUGCCCUGGCUGCAGUGCAGUCCAUGAAGACACACACAAAUGUGGUCAAUGUACAGAAACAGGCUUGUAUGUUGAUCAGGAAUCUGGUUUCACGUACACAUGAAUACAACCAACUGAUCCUGGAGAUGGGAGCAGAAGCACUGAUCACUCAGGCUAUACAGACCCAUCAGGACUGUGGGGAUGUCUGUAAGGCUGCUCUCAGAGAUCUGGGAUGUCAGGUGGAGCUUCGUGAGCUAUGGACUGGCAAACGUGGCAAUCUUACCUAUUGAUGGCAGAGAAAUAGCAUCAGUGGACAUCAUGUUCUCUGCACAUUAUUCUAAGUAGUUGUUUAAGAUACUCACGAUCUGUUGUUUUUGAGGAGCUUGUGAGUAUCUUAUUUGGAAAAAUAUAGAUAAAUGUAUUCCUGUUAUUAAAUAUUUCUCAUUAUAAUUAUUCUCUGGUCUCCAUUUGGAUUUGAAGGUGAAGUUAAAUACCAAAAGAAAAUCAAAAUGAUUGUGCUGUACAAGAAUAACACUACUGCCUUAAAUUUCAGAAUUUAUUUUAUAUUUAGUGAGGCCUAUGAUCCAAUUUAAUUUAAAACAAACUAGUUCAGAGGAAGUGGGACAAAAACAAUAAAUAAGUACACUGGGCUCAUUAAGACAAUGCAAUUGAUUCUGUGUUCAGACUCGUUAGUUUAAAACCAGUGCCAAACAGAUACAACAGUACAUGCUCUCUAGCAAAUUAAGCAAAUGUUGGUGGAGAUGUCAUUCUAUGGUUCUGUUUUUAAACUGUCAUCAGUACAAGUUAUAAAAAGGUCAACAUAACAGUCAAGUUUGAACACAAAUAUAAAUAAUCUUGUAAUAUUUUUGGAAUAACAACAACAACAGUUAAUUGGAAAUAAUGUGCCAUGGAAUAGUAAUUAUGUUUCAACAGAUGUCAAAUACCUUACUGUGUACAGUAUGUUUACAAUGAUAAAACAUUUCUGUAUUUUUUUUUCUUUUUCCAAGACUUUACACCAGAAAUGUAGACCGACCUCAGUCAAAACAUCUGUAUAACUGUGUCAAAACUCCUAAUGUUACAUUUGUCUUGAGUGUGUCUCCAUAUUACAGUCCUCAAAAUUUUAGUAAUAUAACAUAUUAAACAUUAAAAUGCUGUCAUUGCCUUUUA
Molecule: messenger RNA, 2413 nt
Organism: Cynoglossus semilaevis (tongue sole)
Lineage: Eukaryota; Metazoa; Chordata; Actinopteri; Pleuronectiformes; Cynoglossidae
Gene: armc6
Product: armadillo repeat containing 6
Exons: 8
Coding region: 130-1536 (468 amino acids)
Biological process (GO): hematopoietic progenitor cell differentiation
Molecular function (GO): protein binding
Source: RefSeq, a predicted model, not a curated record